Molecule: messenger RNA, 956 nt
Organism: Erythranthe guttata (spotted monkey flower)
Lineage: Eukaryota; Viridiplantae; Streptophyta; Magnoliopsida; Lamiales; Phrymaceae
Product: F-box/LRR-repeat protein 25-like
Molecular function (GO): protein binding
Source: RefSeq, a predicted model, not a curated record
ACUUUUCGACUUCAGUUCCCUCAAAGGAUUGGGGUUCAAGUGUGUUAACAUGCGCGGUGGAGCUAUCGAGUUACUUUUACGUAACUGCCCUCUUCUCGAACAAUUGAUUCUCCGUUGGCCAGGAAGAAUAACAAAGAUCGAAGUUUGUGGCUCGUCGCUCGUGCUGAAACACUUGGAGAUAGUCAAUUGCACUGAUUUGGAAUCGCUCAAGAUUUCCGCCCCGAGGCUUGCGUCGCUUAGGGUUACGAGUUUGGCGGGGCUUUUGCUCGAGAACGUUCCGAUGCUAGUUCAUGUCACCGUCGGUUUUAACAGAGAGUGCGUUUCUAUGAAACGUGUGCUCUCGGUGUUUUCUUGCUGCGUUUCGCAAUUGGUGACGCUUAAAUUGGAGAUGCGGAUGUGUAACGUCGUAGACGAAACGGAGGAGCUUUGCCAGCUGGCUGAAAUGCCGAGAUUGAAGAAGUUGGUCGUUGAAUAUGAUAUGUGUGACGUCGGAAUUGUUGGCCAAGUCGCUUCUUGGAAAAGGGCAUUUUCGUACGUGCAUGAAUUUGUUUUGGUGGAUAAAUGGAAUGAACGUAGGAUGCGGCGUAAUGGAGCCAUGAAGCUCGUUAAUUAAAACGACGUAGAGAAAAUAAUACUUGAACUUACAUGUGGAGCAAUCUGCGAUAAUUGUCGCGUCGUUUGAAGGAAGUAUUGUUGUUUCUUUUUUCGGGUUUAUUUUUCGUUUUGAUGUUUUCCUUUUUUUUUUGUUUCUGGUAGAAGACAUUAAUCCAAGUACGGAUUUAAAUUGUGCGUCUGAUCUCGAAUAUUGGAUUUGGUACUCUGAAAACAUUCGAUUUGGGUUGAAACUUGAAUGAACUUUUCGAAUUCCGUAUAUUUCGAUCCAAGUAAAAUUGAUUUUAGCACAAUAUUUUUCUGUCUGAAUACUUAAUAUUUCGAUUUCCGAUUUUUCCAAAUUU